AGAACUGUGAAGCCAAUUAAUUGAUUUGAGGAUGAUCAAUAUCAACGUGAAGGAAUGCAGUUUGGUCCAGCCGGCGGAGGAGACUCCCAAGUCGGUGCUGUGGAACUCCAACGUUGACCUGGUGGUCUUGAGGUUCCACAUGGCGAGCGUCUACUUCUACCGGCGGCCGGCGGGAGCCACCGAAUUCUUCGACCCGGCGGUGCUGAAACGGGGACUGGGCAAGGCACUCGUGCCGUUCUAUCCGAUAGCCGGGCGGCUUGGGGAGGACAAGGAUGGCCGUACCGAGAUCAACUGUAACGGUGCGGGCGUUCUGUUCGUCCUCGCGGAGACCACGUCGGUGAUUGAUGAUCUUGGGGACUUUGCGCCCAAGUUGGAGCUCCGGCAGCUUGUUCCUGCUGUGGAUUACUCCGGCGGGAUCUCCACCUUUCCUCUCUUGGUUAUUCAGGUGACGUAUUUCAAGUGCGGCGGAGUCUCGCUCGGAGUCGGAAUGCACCACUGCGUGGCCGACGGACUCUCCGGCCUGUCUCGAGGCCUCGACCUCAACCUCCCACCCUUCAUCGACCGGACCCUCCUCCGAGCCCGCCGGCCGCCCCGACCUUCUUUCCCGCACAACGAGCACCUCCCCCCGCCGGCAAUGAAAAUCCCCUCCACAACCGCCAACAACGCCGCAGCCGUCAGCUCCAUCUUCAACCUCACAAGAGACCAGCUCAACGCCCUGAAAUCAAAAGCCAAAGAACCCUGUAACGACGACAUCAGCUACAGCUCCUACGAGAUCCUCGCCGGCCACAUCUGGCGGUGCGUCUGCAAAGCCCGGGGCCUCCCCGACGACCAGGAGACCAAGUUGCACAUCGCCACCGACUGCCGGUCUCGCCUCCGGCCGCCGCUCCCUCCGGGGUACUUCGGAAACGGGAUCUUCAUCGCGGCCCCGAUCGCGUCGGCGGGGGAUCUGCGCACCAAGCCGGCCUGGUUCGCUGCGAGUCGGAUCCAUGAGGUUUUGACCCGGAUGGACGACGAGUACCUGAGGUCGGCGCUGGAUUACUUGGAGGUCCAGCCGGAUCUGUCGGCGCUGGUCCGCGGGGCCCAUACGUUCAAGUGCCCGAACCUCGGGGUAACUAGCUGGGCCCGGCUGCCGAUUCACGAUGCAGAUUUCGGGUGGGGCCGGCCCAUCUUCAUGGGCCCGAUAGGGAUCCCGUUCGAAGGGUUGUCGUACAUUCUGCCCAGUCCGAUCGGUGACGGGAGCAUGUCGGUGGCCAUCUCGCUGCCGCCGGAGCACAUGAAACUGUUUCAGAGCCUUAUCUACGAAAUUUAGCAGGAAUUUGGAGAUGCUGGCUCCCUACAUAAUCCUAGUAGCAGAAGGAUUCAUGAAUAAAUGUGAGUGAGAGGUUUCGGACCAUAAGAUGUUGGGACUUGGGAGUUCUUUUUAUGUUGUGUUUUCGUCUAUAUGAUAAACGGUGUCGUUGUGGUUAG
Molecule: messenger RNA, 1467 nt
Organism: Linum tenue
Lineage: Eukaryota; Viridiplantae; Streptophyta; Magnoliopsida; Malpighiales; Linaceae
Source: the annotation of a GenBank genome assembly